AUGAAUAGGAUCCUAUUUAAAAAAAAUGUUGGUUGGGAUUCUCUCAAAGAAAAGGUCGAGGCAUUUUGUAUUAAGCAUAGUAUUCCAUUACCCAAUUAUGAUGAGCCAUAUGCUAACUUAGGGAGAUCACGACGUAAAGUAGUUGAUUAUACUACUUUACACCAUUAUCGUGUGAAUGUGUUUUAUAAAAUUGUUGAUUGGCAACUACAAGAACUUAAUGACCAUUUUAAUGAGGUGACAAGUGAUUUGCUUAAUGGUGUAGCUUGCUUGAAUCCAAUUGAUACAUAUUCUAGUUUUGACAUCCAAAAGAUAUUGGUGAUGGCUAAAUUAUAUCCUGAUGACUUUGAUGAGUUCAACAUGAGGGUUCUUGAGAAUCAACUUGUUAAUUAUAUUAUUGAUGUUUUGAAGUUUGCUUUGCUUCUACCCAUUGCCACUGCAUCAGUUCAAAGAGCUUUUUCGGCAAUGAAGUAUAUCAAGAAUGAUUUGCAGAAUCGAAUGGUUGAUGAAUUCUUAGAUGGUUGCAUGGUGCCUUAUGUAGAAAAAAGAGUAUUUAAGAAUAUUUCUAAUGAGUGUAUUAUAGAAACAUUUCAAGGGAAGAAGCAUCGCUGA
This is a messenger RNA of Capsicum annuum, 609 nucleotides long. RefSeq lists its product as uncharacterized. The record is from RefSeq and is a predicted model, not a curated record. The transcript is spliced from 2 exons. The coding region runs from base 1 to 609 and encodes 202 amino acids. Lineage: Eukaryota; Viridiplantae; Streptophyta; Magnoliopsida; Solanales; Solanaceae.